AUGGACAAUCAAUUCAUACCGUAUGGUAGACCCGAAGAUCAUCUUGUAUCAAUGCUCUUUGGCCCCCAGUUCAUAUCAUCCAAACUAUAUCAACUCUGCCCUCCUGAGGAUGUGGUGUUAGCAAAAGGGUUGAUGAGGCCAAUCUCUAAUUUCUGGGAUGAUUUGUCAAAGAAGAGUGCAUUUUCCAAUGAAAUGUAUGGAUCUGUUAAGCGUGCUUACAUCAUGCCCGACGAGGAUAAAACCUUAAAAUUAGAUUUCCAACGUUGGCAAAUCAAAAUCUCUGGAGCAACAAUAGUGAAAGAGAUAAAAGAUGUUGACCACAUGGCAAUGAUCUCGAAGCCACACGAACUUUGCCAACAUUUAUUGGAUAUAGCUUGGGAUGGCAAAGGCCCUCGUCCUCGCCCUGCCAAGGAUUUUGUCGUCUCGUUCCCACCACAGACACCGCUUAAGGCAGAGUGGAGCAAGGCAGGACGAGAGGAGGCAAUCUUCUGUCAUAUUUACUACCUCAUUUUUAUAUUAUUUUUACUUUUACUUUUGAUUUUAAUUUUAUUUAAAUUCUAG
Molecule: messenger RNA, 561 nt
Organism: Fraxinus pennsylvanica
Lineage: Eukaryota; Viridiplantae; Streptophyta; Magnoliopsida; Lamiales; Oleaceae
Source: the annotation of a GenBank genome assembly